Lepisosteus oculatus (spotted gar) is the source of this 2007-nucleotide messenger RNA. RefSeq names its product centrosomal protein 57, like 1 (gene cep57l1). Gene Ontology annotation, cellular component: centrosome. The record is from RefSeq and is a predicted model, not a curated record. Lineage: Eukaryota; Metazoa; Chordata; Actinopteri; Semionotiformes; Lepisosteidae. Gene Ontology annotation, molecular function: identical protein binding; gamma-tubulin binding; microtubule binding.
UAUCACAUAUCAGUAACCUGGCAGUAUGGGCAGUUGCUCCUGAAGAUCUUUCUGACGCAAUAUAACAUCUUCAAACCGGCUGUCUGCACUCCUCCCCCAGAGGCCCCAGUUGUAGGCGGAACCUGCGGGACCAGCGGCAAAGCAGGAGGGAAAUUCAAACCAAGCCGGCUGGGGCCGGGAGGACAAGGCGAGGGUGAAGUUGCUGGACGAGCUCCCGGUCAGACCAGUGGAGAGCCGCUCAUGGAGCCGGUCCGGGAUCAGUCUACAACUGUGGGAUCUCCAUCUAAACUCAGCUUUUUCGGAAGUUUUUAUCUACCUCCCGAGAAAGUGUCAGCUCCUUGGCUGACUCGCUUUAAGCAGCCUCUAGCCCCCACAACAAGCUGUGACGGCGCCCAGAGACUCAAUGUUGAAACUCAUGGAGGAAAACCUGAAGCCAGCAGUGCAGCUGUGAUCGCAGCCCUGAAGACGCUGCAGGCGAAGAUUAAGCGCUUAGAGCUGGAGAGAGCUCAGGCAGAGAGCAGCAUGAGGCAGCUCUCCGAGAAGGCCCAGUGGUAUAGAGGGGAACCUGAGCAGCCAAAGACCUCAAAUCUCAACGUGCAAAAGGGAGCUACGCAAGAUACAGAGCUCGUUGCUCAGCUGCGCUCCGCAGAGUCCCGCUGUUGCCUUCUGGAGAAGCAGUUGGAUUACAUGAGGAAAAUGGUAGAAAAUGCAGAACGUGACAAGAAUGCCAUCCUAGAAAAACAGGUCUCACUUCAAAAAGAAAAGUUAAAAGACCAAGAGCAAGUUCAUGGUAAAUUAGAAAAGCUCGAGAUGCUGGAACAAGAGUGUCUUAGACUUACCAGCACUCAGUCUAUGGCAGAGAAGAAGAUUCAGCAGCUGGAGCAUAAGCUCCUUGAAGAAGAGCACCAGCGGAAGCUUAUCCAGGAAAAGGCAGCUCAGCUUCAAACAGGACUGGAGAUGAACCGGAUUCUGCAUUCUGCAGUUUCAUCAGAAAGCAAACCAAGGAAAGCCGUGAAGAAGAAGAAAGCAAAAAUAUCGACGACAAAGAACGAUGUUCCAAAGCCUGUGUUGUUUCCAAAGGCAAAGCAGCUUCCCUUUGUGGCUGGAACGUCCACCAGUCCAAGUCACUCGGUGAGAGCGAAUGUGCAGAAUGUCCUGCACAUAAUGAAGCACCAUAGCCAUCAGCUGUGCGAUGGAAACCAGGACCUCCACAUCCGCUCUCCGCAGAAAAACCUAAGGAAUUCCCGGUGUGAAAACGGGAGGGACCUGCGAGGGUCCGUCUCUUCCAGCUCUGCACCCUCCUCGGGAGGCAGCCUAUCAGAUCUGCUCCUAGCUUUGCAAGACGAGCUGGGACAAAUGAGCUUUGAGCACCAGGAGCUGGUGACACAGAUCCAAGAGACGGAGAGGCCGGAGGUGAGGGAAGACCUGGAGCGAGAGCUGGACUCCCUGGUGAAGCGCAUGGAGGUGAAAGGGGACCAGAUCUCCAAGCUGAAGAGACACCAGAAGGCUGUAGAGACAUUGAAGCAGAAGUCCAAGAUGGCAAAGAGGCAGGCGCCCAGGGCUCAGCCGAGGACAGGAGGAGCAAGCAGAGUGGAGUCCGCGCGACGCUCUAGCCCCUGUAAGAGCGCUCAAGGACUGAGGAGUCAGGAUAGCCUGCAGCUCCUGAAGAAAGUACAGAAGCUGCAGCUGCACCUGAAGAAGGACGACAUCACAUGGGAGCAGUAGGUGCCUGGACAGCGGAGGACUCCUGUGGGACGGGGGCAAGAGAACGGGGUCAUUACCCCCGUUUUCAUCUUUUCUCACCGGAGCGUGGGAUCUCUCUGACGAUACAGCACAUCAAAGGCACAGAGACAUCGCUUCAUCUUUUCCUAGGAGUGAAAAUGUAUUGGAAAAUGAUUAUAUUAAGAGCUCCUUUUGUGUUCCUGGCUCCUGCUUUUAACAUUUUUCUUUUUCAUAAUUAAUAUAUUUUUGGAUGGAUGUAAAUGUGCAGUACACCUUGUAAUCUGU